Messenger RNA from Mucor mucedo, 1797 nucleotides. Its product is annotated as general substrate transporter. The record is from RefSeq and is a predicted model, not a curated record. Gene Ontology annotation, cellular component: membrane. Gene Ontology annotation, molecular function: carbohydrate:proton symporter activity. The coding region runs from base 99 to 1661 and encodes 520 amino acids. The transcript is spliced from 4 exons. NCBI's taxonomy places the organism in Eukaryota, Fungi, Mucoromycota, Mucoromycetes, Mucorales, Mucoraceae. Gene Ontology annotation, biological process: transmembrane transport; carbohydrate transport.
CAGUGUGGGGAAAAAAAUCACAUUUGAUAUAAAAAGUUAGGGCAAUCAUGCUUCUUUUCUGCUUUUUUCUUUAUUAGUUUUUGAUCUUUAUUUCACACAUGGGAGCUAAAAUCUUCUCGAACGUUUACGCAAUUGGCGCUUUUGCUGCCAUUGCAGGUAUUAUGUUCGGUUUCGAUAUCGGUAGUAAUUCAGGUGUUAUUGGUACAGAUCAAUACCAAAUUUUUUUCGAGAAACCUAGCGCCUUGUUACAAGGUGGUAUCAAUGGUGCCCUUUCAGCUGGUUGUUUCGUAGGUGCUCUCGGUUCUGGUUAUCCCGCAGAUAGAUUUUCCAGAAAGUAUACUCUUAUUGCUGCUUCUGCUCUCUUCAUUGUCGGAUCUAUUUUCCAAGCCGCUUGUAAUGGUGUUGCUAUGCUUUGUGUUGGUCGUGUCUUGAACGGUAUUUCUGUUGGUGUCACUUCCAUGGUUGUCCCUCUUUAUCAAUCUGAGAUUGCUCCCAAGGAAAUUCGUGGCCGUAUCGUCGCUGUUCAACAAUGGAGUAUUACUUGGGGUAUCAUGAUCUCUUUCUGGAUUCAAUAUGGUUGUCAAUAUUUUAACAACACUGCUGCUUUCCGUGUCCCUUGGGGUAUCCAAGGUGUACCUGCUGUCAUCCUUUGUGCUGGUAUGUGGGCAUUCCCAUUCUCUCCCAGAUGGCUCGCUGAUCAAGGUCGUAUGGAAGAAGCUUUCCAAGUUCUUGCUGACAUUCAUGGUAACGGUGACCGUACUCAUCCUCGUGUCAUCGUUGAAAUGGAAGAAAUCUCUGCAACCAUUCACUUUGAUAAGGAAAUUGCUUCUCAUCGUUAUUCUGAUUUAUUAAAGCCUGGUAUGGCUUACCGUGUCUUCCUUGGUGUUGCUCUCCAAGUCUGGCAACAAUUGACUGGUAUGAACAUUAUCAUGUUCUACGUUGUCUUUUUAUUCCAACAAGCUGGUAUUGGUAGUGAUCAAGAAGCUCAGCUUGUUUCAUCCGGUAUCUCUUAUGUUGUUAACGUUGUCAUGACUGUCCCUGCUAUUCUUUAUGUCGACAAGUGGGGUCGUCGUCCUACUUUGAUUAUCGGUGCUCUUGCUAUGUCUAUCUUCCUUUGGAUUGUCGGUGGUAUCUUGGCCACUGGUACUUGGUCUAUUGGUCCCAAAGACAAGUAUAUCGUUGAACUUGACAACAAACACAAGGCCAACGCUGUUGUUGCAUGUAUCUACUUAUUUGUUGCUUCUUUUGCUACUUCUUGGGGUCCUCUCGGUUGGAUCUAUCCCGCUGAAAUUUACCCUCUCCGUGUUCGUGCCAUGGCUGUUUCCUUGUCCACUGCUUCUAACUGGCUUUUCAACUGGAUUUUGAACUUUGUCGUCCCCAUGUUGAUGGAGGAAAUCCAUUACGGUUUGUAUCUCUUGUUUGCCGCCUUCAAUUUCUUGAUGUGUGUUCAUGUCUUCUUUGCCUACCCCGAAACCAAGGGUUACACCCUCGAAGAAAUGGAUGUUAUUUUCGAAUACAAUCCUCGUAAGGCUAUUCCUCGUGAUGUUAUGGACCAACGCUUGGAAGAAAGAGGUAUUCGUCGUAACGAAGAAAAGAAGGCCUAUGAAGCUCGUCAAGCUGGUAGCGUGGACGAAAAGUCUGGCCACGAAGAAAACGUCUAAAUGUGUUUUCCCUCAUAUCUAAUAACAACUAUUUGAAAUGGUUUUAUCUCUUCUUUUUUUUUUUUAAUAUUCCUUAUACACAUACUUAUUUUAAUCUUUUAACUUUUUUUACAUUAAACUGUUUUUUUUUACCUAC